AUGUAUUGGACUUCUUUGCCGCUGCUAUGCAGCUCUCUGCUCCCUUUGGUGGCUGGCGCCGUCGCCACAGAUAAACACUAUGCCAUCAUGGACAAUGAUUGGUACACGGCUGGAUUCGUGCCGUAUCUGAUUGCCCUCGAUGGAGACGUGGACGUUCUGGCCCUCGCGUCAGAUACCGCGAACUCUUGGCAACCUCAAGUAGCGCUCCACGCCGUUGCAACUCUAGAAGCUGGCAAUCUGAGCUGCAUCCCCGUUUACCCUGGUGCUACUUGGCCAUUGAUCAAUACUCCUCAGCGCUUCCAGGCAUGGGAGACCAUCCACGGCAAGCUUCCCUGGGAAGGAGCGUUUGCGCCGUACAACGAGACCUACGAGGCCGAGGGUAACGAUCCUACUUCGGGAAACCCAAACAGAAUUGUCAAGUCGGCCUUCAAGGAGGGUUUCCCGAAGGGCAAACCAAACAACUCGACUUCCGCUGCAAACUUCAUGGUCGAGAUGGUGCAUAAGUACCCCGGCCAGGUGUCCAUUUACUCUGCUGGAGCUCUGACCAAUGUGGCCCUGGCUGUUCGCAUGGAUCCUGAAUUUGCAUCGCUCGCCAAGAACCUGGUGAUCAUGGGCGGUUAUGUUGAUCUCAACAUGCUCCAAGUUACCGGGAGUAUCAUGCUGGCUGAUUAUCAGUCCGAUAUCAACCUGAUGAUCGACCCCGAAGCUUCCAAGAUCGCCCUGACAGCCGAUUUCUCCGAGAUCAUUAUCGCUGGCAACGUCGCGAACCAGGUUUUCCCUACCCAGGAGUUUGUCGACGAGAUCAAGACAGCCGGAAACCCCUACAGUGAGCUCUUCGCCAACUACUACGAUCUUUCCUUCCCCUUCUGGGAUGAGACUGCUGCAGCUCUGAUGGUCGAUCCUUCUCUCGCUGUCAACCAGACCACAGUGUAUCUGGAUGUCGACACUUCCUAUGGUAGUCCCAGUUACGGCAACAUUCACGUCUAUCAGAAGGCUCUUGCGCCUGCUGGUAUUCGUAAUGUGACUUAUGUCUUUGAGGUUGAUGCUGACAAGCUGAAGCAACGGAUUAAGCAUUCGCUUAUGCAUCCUAAGUCCUGCGCCGACUUGUAG
Molecule: messenger RNA, 1110 nt
Organism: Penicillium atrosanguineum
Lineage: Eukaryota; Fungi; Ascomycota; Eurotiomycetes; Eurotiales; Aspergillaceae
Exons: 4
Coding region: 1-1110 (369 amino acids)
Biological process (GO): purine nucleoside catabolic process
Cellular component (GO): cytosol
Molecular function (GO): purine nucleosidase activity
Source: RefSeq, a predicted model, not a curated record